Messenger RNA from Cyclospora cayetanensis, 2157 nucleotides. RefSeq lists its product as uncharacterized. The record is from RefSeq and is a predicted model, not a curated record. The transcript has 10 exons. The coding region runs from base 1 to 2157 and encodes 718 amino acids. Lineage: Eukaryota; Apicomplexa; Conoidasida; Eucoccidiorida; Eimeriidae.
AUGGCAUCUGCAGCCCCCCUCGAAGCAAACCUAGCAAGCGCCUACAGCUUAGAGGCAAGCCAAGAGGAAGAUGAGGAGAGCGAAGAAGACGAAAGCAACAAUACACAGGAGCAGGUUCCCUUAGAGCAAUUUGCACCAGAUGAGCAGUUUUCGGUUACAUUGGAGCUGCUCCAGCUCCCCCCUGAAGAAAGGAGCAGAGAAAACGUAGAGUGUAUAUUUCAGCUGGUUAAAGAUAACAAGUUUUUCAGCGAAUUGGAAGCUGAAAUGUCUUUGGAGCUCUGUCGGCACAUGACGUACACCACAAUGAAAGCAGACAGGGUUCUCUUCUACAAAGGAGACCCAGCUGAUAAUUGGUAUUUGAUUCUUUCGGGUAGUGCUGGGGUGUACAUUGAGGAGAUAAAGGACUCUAUAGCUGAGACAGAACAAGGGGGACCAAACUCCAAGAAGACACAACCUGGCUUGAUUCGAAACGACGUUCGCUCGGCGGCCUUGCUGACCCACAGCGACUGCCUGUUUCUGACUUUGGACAAAAAGUCCUUUCAGCACUGUCUUGGUAAUUUUCUCAAGCAAAAGUCUGAUGACAAGGUGAUGGACAAUGAAAGCUUGGUCCAGACUUUGAGGCAGGUUCUGCCCGGGGCCAAAGAAUUGCGCAAGUUGGUUGUAGAGCAGCUGACAUACUUCUUCAAAGAAGCAACCAUCCAAAAGGAUAUGGCCCUUAGCACAGAAGGCAACAAGGAAGACACCCUCUAUCUCAUUGUUAAAGGAGAAUGUGUACUUCGCACCAGGAGGCGGUGCGACUCUAAUCACCCGCAAUUACCACUAGCAGAGACUGCUACUGGAGUUUCUGUUGCAGGUGGAACUGCUGAUAGGCCAGAAACGGCUGGUGCUUGUGGUGGCUUGUUUGGGCCAAGCGGACAGCGGGCUCAGAACUUGUCGUCGGUGCAUGGUGGCAACAACGUCGGCAGCAGCACAGUGCUGCUAGAAGAACUAGACUUGGCGUUGCUACAGGAGGGAUGCUUAGUAAAUUUUUGUUCUCUCUUUUAUGACUGCCCAGAGCCAUUUUCGGUCUUCGCUUUUUCUUCCAAAACGCAGGUCUUCUCCAUCACAAAGUCAGAGCUCUUUAAGCAUAUUCCCCUCAGCGUGCUAGAUGCGGUGCGGCUGACGGGGCUGCUGCUGCUGCAGCACCUAGAGAGGCGUAUUGGGAAACAGGAAGAACGCGUUCAACGCAUCGAGGGCCUGCACCGAAGAGACGCAAUGCAAGGUACCCGGGACUUCACCACGGCAGAAAAUUUUGGCGGAAGGGAAGGAGAGAUAGAAUCAUGUCACACUGUGUUGCCGCUCACUUUCUCCCCCUUUCUCUCUAAAAGGAUGAGGGACUACAUAAACGCCUCAGCUCUUUCAUUAGAAGGUCACUUUGACCGAUUUAUGCGUAACCUGCUUUGCUUCCAGCCCCACACAGCAGUUCUUAAUCACGGCACAGUGCGACAGCUUAAGCAGCAGCAACAGCGCCGUACUCAUCGCUACCAGUCCCUUCAAUCGGCUGCAGACAGGGACACAGUAGAGCUGCCGCCAGAGGUGCCGCAGUCCAUUCGGCCGCGCUUGGAAACACCCGUCGUUUUCCAAGAUCCAGAUUCCACUCUUUCUGACUCAGCGCAUUGUCCUAUACGAGCCCAGAAGCAGACCCAUAAACUGCCCGAUCCUGCUUGGCCUCCUGUGGGGGCCUCGACUACAGAGUCAGUUGCCACUCAACUCGGUCGUUUGUCAAACAGAGGCAUCCGGUCGUAUGCAGAGCGGUCAAAGGUGCACCCGGAGGAAGGUUCUUCUCGUAGUUGUUCCUCGAUGGAUCCUCUUUCUUCAUCAAAACCACUGAGGCAAAAAACGUCAGACAAUCGGUCGGGGAAUGGCACUGCAGAGGGAACACCUAGGUCGGCCACCAUAUGCGCCCAGACAGUUGCAACAGUGUUCGGAAGCCAUGAGGCUUUUGAGGAUACAAAAACAAGUUUAUCGAUUGAGGCGAUUGCAGCGAGGGAAGCAGCGGCAUACGCUUCUUCUGCCCUCUCCCUGGGCCACCCUAUCGUCUCUGACUCUGGUGUGCCUCGAGCAUCCUUUGGUCUAAAUAGCUAUGCAUCUAAUCCCAAAAGCUUGCGCAUAGUCUAA